Molecule: messenger RNA, 2945 nt
Organism: Vitis riparia (riverbank grape)
Lineage: Eukaryota; Viridiplantae; Streptophyta; Magnoliopsida; Vitales; Vitaceae
Product: disease resistance protein RPV1-like
Exons: 8
Coding region: 1-2805 (934 amino acids)
Biological process (GO): defense response; signal transduction
Molecular function (GO): ADP binding; protein binding
Source: RefSeq, a predicted model, not a curated record
AUGGCUUCCCAGAUCAGUAAAACAGCGUCUUCUUCUUCUUCUUCUUCUAUGUCUCCUACUUCCAUCUCUAAAGAUGAGUAUGAUGUCUUCUUGAGUUUCAGCCGGGAAGACAUCGGCAAAAGUUUUGCUGAUCAUCUAUAUGCAGCUUUGGUUAAAAAAGGGCUUCAUCCCUUUAGAGAAGCUAUUGGAAAACCUGAAAGCAAAGAAGCUAUUUCAUCGGAAUCCUUGAUGGCUAUUGAGAAAUCGAAGGUUUUCAUUGUAAUGUUCUCCAAAAGCUACGCUCAAUCCCGCUAUAAUUUGGAUGAACUUGUCAAAAUCAUGGAGUGCACACAAGCAACGAGAAAAGUAGUUGUUCCAGUUUUCUAUCAUGUGAACCCAUCUGAUGUGCGGAAACAAAAGCGUAGUUAUGAAGAAGCAUUUCACGAUCACGACGCAAAGCAGGAGAAGGAAAAGAUAGACAAUUGGAGGACCGCCUUGACGGAAGCAAGCAAAUUAAAAGGAUAUUAUCAUCUUGAUCAAGACCGGUAUGAGUCAACUAUUAUUAUGCAAAUCACGGAUUCUGUCAUUGACAGAUUGAAACAUGCAGAUAUUGGUGAUGAUAACUUAGUUGGAAUUGAUAGCCGUUUGGAAGAAUUGCACUCAUUGAUAGGCAUUGGAUUUGAUGAUGUUCGCAUGCUUGGAGUAUAUGGAUUUGGUGGAAUUGGAGUGAAAGAUAAAAACCUGAACAAUGUUGAUGAAGGGAUCAAUGAGAUAAAGAAGAGACUGCGACAAAAAAAAGUUCUUAUUAUUGUUGAUGAUGUGGAUCAUUCGAGUCACUUAAAGUACCUGGUUCCAGAUCGAGAUUGCUUGGGUAAGGGAAGUAGAAUUAUUAUAACAACUAGAGAUAAACAUUUACUAUGUGAGUAUGGAGUGGAUGCUAUAUAUGAGGUUCAAGAAUUAGGUUCUGAAGAAUCUAUGCUUCUCUUUAGCCUGUGCGCCUUUAAACGAAGAUUUCCUGAAAAAGGAUAUGUGGAACUUUCAAGAGAAAUAGUUGAUUAUGCCAAUGGUCAUCCCUUAACUCUUAAAGUUUUAGGGCAUUCUCUUUACGAGCCCGGAAAAUGGAGCAGAUUGUGGAGUUCAGAGGAUGUCCAUCAUGUCUUGACUAAAAAUAAGGGGACUAAUGCAGUUGAAGGGAUAUUUGUAAAUAUGCCUACAUCAAAACCGAUAGAGUUUACCACUGAAGCUUUCAAAAUGAUGAAUGGACUUAGAUUACUUAAAGUUCAUCGAGACCUUAAAUGUGGUGUAGUGCAUGUUUCUACCGGCUUUGAAUUUCCUUCUUAUGAGUUAAGAUAUCUUCAUUGGGAUGAAUAUCCUCUGGAGUCUUUACCAUUAAAUUUUCAUGGAGUGAAUCUUAUUGAACUCAAUCUGCAGUAUGGUAAACUGAGAGUACUUUGGAAAGUGAGUAAGCUUCAUGAGAAGUUAAAGGUUAUCAACCUCAGUCACUCUCAGCAGCUCAUUCAAAUCCCAGACUUCUCAGAUACCCCAAAUCUGGAGAGUCUAAUUCUUGAAGGGUGCACAAACCUUGAGAACCUUCCAAGCAGCAUUUGGGACUUGGAUUCUCUUGUAAAUCUUGAUCUCUCUCACUGUUCAAACCUCCAGAAACUUCCAGAGGUCCAGGGGAAUCUAUACUCAUUGGAAUAUUUGAACUUGGCAUUCUGCAAAAAACUUGAGAGCCUUCCAGAGAACCUCUGUAAUUUGAAAUAUCUCAAGACUCUCAAUGUAAUUGGUUGUUCAAAACUUGGCAGAUUGCCCGAGAGCCUGGGAAGCCUGGAAUGUCUGGAGAAGCUUUGUGCAUCAAAUGCAGAUUUGAUUAGCUCUCAAUUUCAUUACUCUUUGGCUGGUUUGUGCUCCUUAAAAAUAUUAGAUGCACAUGGCACCUGCCUAACGAAAGGAGCAAUCAGUAGUGACAUUGGCAGCUUAUACUCAUUGGAAGAAUUAGACCUAAGUUACUGCAAUUUAAUGGAUGGAGGAAUUCCUGAUGAUAUUUUCUGCCUAUACUCAUUAAGAGUAUUAGAUCUAAGUGGAAACCAUUUUCGUAGAGUAACUGAUGCCAUAAGUCAACUUUCUAAGCUAAGAGUGCUUCGGUUAAGGCACUGCAAGAAUCUUGGAGAAAUUUCAGAGCUUCCAUCGAGUCUCAGAGUCCUAGAUGCCCAUGGUUGCACAAGCAUGAAAACUUUAUCAAGUACAUCAUUGUCGCCAUGGCAAAGGCAGUUAAAUUGCUUCAAAUCAGCUGUCUUACAAGAAAUUCAGGAGUUGAAAUACAGUAGUCUUUUGUCUCUUCCAGCAAAUGGUGUCAGCCAGGGAUUUAGUACUUUUAUUCCUGGAAGUGGAGAAGUUCCAGAGUGGAUGUCACACCAGAGUGUCGGCAGUGAAGUAACAGCUGCGCUUCCUCCAAAUUGGUACGACAAUAACGAAGUCUUGGGAUUUGCUUUAUGCUGUGUUUAUAUUCCACAACAGGAUGAACCAGAGAGUAGUACAUCUGAGAAUGCCAUGGUGAAUAUCACGCAACCUUAUCGUUUAAGAUGUAAAUUGACUUUCCUUGAUGGCAUUGGAUUUUUGGAUGAUCUCUUAUAUGGAUCAUCCUGCCAAUGCGACCAUAAUGAUGGUGUAUCAGAUUCAGUGUGGGUAACAUAUUAUUCUAAUCAUGCUAUCAAGAAGAAGUAUCGCUCUGAUGCAUCAAGGCAUUUUAAGGCUUCAUUUAGUGGUUCUGUUGAUGGUAAACCAGUCAAGGUGGAAAAGUGUGGAAUUGGUCUUGUAUACAUCUGAGAUUGACGAGCAUAUACAUGUUGUACCUUUGAAGCCUUGGUAAGUAAUUUUUUCUUUCUGGUUUAAGUUUCCACUGCAAAGGGAUUAAAGUAGCUUAAAUUAUUCUCGAUUAUAUUUUUACAGUUUUAAAUUUUUAGGAU